This is a messenger RNA of Arachis stenosperma, 1038 nucleotides long. RefSeq lists its product as uncharacterized. The record is from RefSeq and is a predicted model, not a curated record. Lineage: Eukaryota; Viridiplantae; Streptophyta; Magnoliopsida; Fabales; Fabaceae. The transcript has 2 exons. The coding region runs from base 1 to 1038 and encodes 345 amino acids.
AUGGCUUUCUAUAAGAAAUACUUCCCUGAGUCUGCAAGGGAAGCAAAGGAGAUGGAGCUAAUGCAGCUGAAGCAAGGUUCCAUGUCUAUGGCAGAAUACACCAACAAGUUCGAAGACCCUUGUAGGUUUUCUCAGGUGUGUCAGGGUGACCCGGAGACCUUCGAGAGAUGGAGGUGUAUUAAGUACGCGAGGAGUUUGAAGGAUAGCAUUAUGACUACUGUGGCUCCUAUGGAGAUCCGUGUCUUCUUCGACUUGGUGAACAAAGCAAUGGUAGUGGAGGAGUAUGCCAAGACCAUGGCAGCAUCCAAGGACACUCAUAGAGGGAGCUCUAGUCAUAGGCGUGGCAAGGAUUGCACUCGUGAGAGGAACCAGAAUGCGGGCCAGAGUCAGCAUCAAGGUCGAGUCUUUGCUGUGAAUGCCAAGGAUACUUCCAAGGCGAAUCCGUUGAUGAGAGGUAUAUGUCUAAUUGGUGAUAAGUUCUUAGAUGCAUUAUAUAAUACUGGAGCUUCGCAUUCGUUUAUUUCAUUUGCUAAAGUUGAGGAAUUAGGCUUGAAAGUGUCAGAGUUACCUUUUGAUCUUCAUGUGCAUACUCCGCAUCAAAUAGUUAUGACUAGGUCAGGUUGUAGACAAGUAGGUUUCAAGCUUGAGUGUAGAGACUUUGUACACGAUUUGAAAUGUUUACCAAUGGUGGGAUUGGAGAUGAUUUUGGGAUUUGAUUGGUUGUCGAAGAAUCGGGUUUUGUUGGAUUGCUUUGAACGGACUAUUUGGUUUAUGCCGGAAGGAGAGAAUGGGGCAGUGGUAGCUACGGGGUACUACCUAAACUCUGUAAUAGUGCACUGUAGUGAAGAGGAGUGUCAGGGUUAUAUUCUGUUGGCUGCUAAUACAUUGGGUGAUGGCCAGAACUUAGAUCAGAUUCCGGUGGUUAGAGAUUUUCCAGAAGUGUUCCCAAAAGAUAUCCCUGAGUUCUCACCUCAAAGGGAAAUUGAGUUUGCAAUUGAAUUGGUUCCGGGAGCCGGACCAGUAUCGAUUGCGCUGUAG